AUGCACUCAUAUGUGGUCUGGUCUGGAGAUCUCCCGGUAUGGGCCUCCUUGGCUCUUCUGCUGACUAUUGCCUCGCUUGUGAGCAUUCUAGUGAACAUCGUCUACAAUCUGCUAUAUCAUCCACUAGCCCAUCUUCCUGGACCGAAGCUCGCUGCCAUAAGCAAUGUACCGUAUAGCUACUGGUUCUUAGGCGGUCGCCAGCCAUUCAAAAUCCACGACUUGCACCUAAAGUAUGGUCCCGUUGUGCGAGUAGCUCCGAACGAAGUCUCUUUCAACACCGCGGGAUCUUGGAAAGAUAUCUACGCUAGUCGCGGAACCCAGAAGACAUUCAUCAAAAGCGAAUUCUACGAUGGCGGAAGUUUCGCGGGUCGAGGGGUUCAUUCAAUUGUCAGUGAACGUCAGCCGCAGGUUCACGCAGAGAUGCGGCACUACCUUUCCUCUGCAUUCUCCGAUCGUGCAUUGAACGAGCAGGAGGAUCUGAUUUCGCAGAGUGUUGAUAAGUUUGUGGAAUUGCUGCCUAAGCAAUCAGAUGACUGGGACUUAACCAAAGGCUAUGAGAUGCUCACAUUUGAUAUCAUCGGGGAUUUGGCAUUUGGGGAGUCCUUUGGCGCCAUAGAAAGCGCCGAGCCACACCCUUGGAUCGCGAUCAUCCUCGGGGCGCUCAAGCAGGGCGCUUUAGUAGAUGUUUUCAAGCGGUUUCCCACAGCUGGGAUAAUUCUGACGGUCCUCCUACAUUAUCAGAUCAAGAAGUUAACGGCAGACACAGGGUCAAAUGAAGAAAUGGCCAUAGAUCUUGUUGAGCGGCGCAUUGCACGCGAGUCUUCGAGAAAAGACUUUCUGACGCGGCUUCUCGAAGACCGAGUCGAGAAGGGGGUUUCCGUUUUGCAGCUCGCAGCCCAUACUUCUGAUUUCGUUAUUGCCGGGUCUGAAACUACAGCUACUGCACUGGCGACAAUGACGUACUACCUGCUCCGUAAUCCCGAGAUCAUGAUGAAACUACAGGAAGAGAUACGAUCGAGCUUCACCAGCUAUAAUGAGAUUACUGGUAAAUCUACUCAGCGUCUUAAAUACCUGAAAGCAGUGAUGCUAGAAGCGAUGAGAAUCUAUCCCCCGUUGCCUUUCGCUCUCCCACGAGUGGUUCCUUCUCCCGGCGAGUUAGUUGAUGGCACUUUUCUUCCAGGAGGAACCAUAGUAUACACAAGCCCAUACUCUGCAUCUAUGGAUCCAGCGAAUUUUGAGACCCCUACGCAGUUCAUACCUGAAAGAUGGUUGGGAGGCAACACGCAGGACAUCCUCGACGCGACACAACCCUUUUCUCUCGGGAGUAGAGGAUGCAUGGGCAAGAGUCUCGGGUUGUUGGAACUAAGGCUGAUCAUGUCUAAAAUCAUUUGGAAAUAUGACCUGGAGCUGCUCGAUAAAUCGAUCGAUUGGCAUGCGGACUCUCAAAUGCAGACAUUAUGGCAAAAGCCCAAAAUGAGGGUCAAGGCUCGAGAUAGACUCACAAGCACUGCGUGA
Xylaria bambusicola is the source of this 1515-nucleotide messenger RNA. RefSeq names its product cytochrome P450. The transcript has 8 exons. The record is from RefSeq and is a predicted model, not a curated record. The coding region runs from base 1 to 1515 and encodes 504 amino acids. Lineage: Eukaryota; Fungi; Ascomycota; Sordariomycetes; Xylariales; Xylariaceae. Gene Ontology annotation, molecular function: oxidoreductase activity, acting on paired donors, with incorporation or reduction of molecular oxygen; iron ion binding; monooxygenase activity.